Messenger RNA from Colletotrichum graminicola M1.001, 1215 nucleotides. RefSeq lists its product as uncharacterized. The coding region runs from base 1 to 1215 and encodes 404 amino acids. Lineage: Eukaryota; Fungi; Ascomycota; Sordariomycetes; Glomerellales; Glomerellaceae. The record is from RefSeq and is a predicted model, not a curated record. The transcript has a single exon.
AUGACUGCCGAUGUUCCGAACUCGCUCAACUGGGUCUCCUUCGUCACGGGAAUACUCUCCUUCGGCCUAACGAUCCUCAACUUGAUCGCACUAUACGGCAACUUCGUCGCCACCAUCCGAGCUGCUCCUAGUGAGAUUCGAGAUUCAUUGGGAAACCUCCGACACCAGCUGUGUGAAGAAAGAGAGGCCCUGCGAUACCAGACAAAGGAGAUACGCUCAAAUGGCAGAUUACGCCAGCGUAUUACGAGUGUCAACGACAGGCUAGCGAGCCAUGAAGCUCGUAAGACGUUUAGGCACGCCGAGAAGACCUUACCGCUUCACUACAUGACUCUGCGGGAUCUCUGGUGCAGUUUCAAAGACAUCGAGAGGCCGUUUCUCGUUGCGAGCGGGUUCCGCGCCGAGACUAUUCUCAACGGCGCAGCCUGGUCUGAGGGGGACCUUGAUGAGAAGGUCCGUCCUGACUUAGAGAAGCACGGCGAAGCGGACAGUUUUGCGGAUUGGAGCGCGCUUUAUAAGUGUGACUUCAUGCACAGGUUCAUUUGGUGGCAGGUCAAGGACGAUGUGAAGAAGUUGUCGGAUGAGGUUGGACGGAUCAUGGCGCGGCGGACGGAGAGAGAGGUUACUUCCACCCGGAUGAUGGUCAAGCAACUCUUCAAUGGCGAUGUGCCCCCGCAGAUUAUCGAAGCGCAUCCGCGCCGCCCUCCAGGAGGUGGCAGUGGAGGGGGUGCGACCAAAAUUCGAACGAGCAGGGGUUCGGGGCCUGUGAGACGGAGCUCGGUGCAGGUGAGAAGGAGCCCGGCCCCGUCCAGGAGAAGCCCCGUUCCUAUUCCAAGGCGGCAGGGCGAGCGGCUUGCAGCACAAGACGAUGAGAGCUCCUCUUCCGGUCAGAGCAGCGACAGUAGCAGUCAGACGCCACGCAAGGGCAUGGACGUGCCCAGACGGGAAGACGGCAGUCCCGCGGCCAGUGAAAGUCAACACGACGCUCCAAAUAGCGAUGCUGCUACCGUCGGCAAGCGCCAGCAACGUCCACAACCCCAGCAGCAGGAUUCCAAGACCAGGUGGGAACAGUUCCGGAGUAGACCUACGAGGCAGUACGAUAUCAUAGAGUAUUUCGAAGGCGAGGGCCGAGAUCAUUCAAAAGUUAUCGAGGUGAUCCCUGAGAGUGAGAUUGACUACUUCUCUCAACGGUUCAGGCAAAGGCUUGAGAAUAAGUGA